UGGCCCAUCAUUGGUAUCAGUGGGAGGAAUAGUGGCCCAUCAUUGGUAUCAGUGGGAGGAAUUGCGGCCCAUCAUUGGUGUCAGUGGGAGGAAUUGCGCCCCAUCAUUGGUGUCAGUGGGAGGAAUUGCGCCCCAUCGUUGGUGUCAGUGGGAGGAAUAGUGCCCCAUCGUUGGUGUCAGUGGGGAGGAGGAAUAGUGCCCCAUCGUUGGUGUCAGUGGGGGAGGAAUAGUGCCCCAUCGUUGGUGUCAGUGGGGAGAAUAGUGCCCCUUCAUUGGUGUCAGUGGGGAGAGGAAUAGUGCCCCAUCAUUGGUGUCAGUGGGGAGGGAACAGUGCCCCUCAUCGUUGGUGUCAGUGGGGAGGAGGAAUAGUGCCUCAUCGUUGGUGUCAGUGGGGGAGGAACAGUGCCUCAUCGUUGGUGUCAGUGGGGGGGGAACAGUGCCUCAUCGUUGGUGUCAGUGGGGGAGGAACAGUGCCUCAUCGUUGGUGUCAGUGGGGGAGGAACAG
Messenger RNA from Staurois parvus, 505 nucleotides. The record is from the annotation of a GenBank genome assembly. NCBI's taxonomy places the organism in Eukaryota, Metazoa, Chordata, Amphibia, Anura, Ranidae.